Diabrotica virgifera virgifera (western corn rootworm) is the source of this 1082-nucleotide messenger RNA. RefSeq names its product protein FAM151B. The coding region runs from base 109 to 1020 and encodes 303 amino acids. NCBI's taxonomy places the organism in Eukaryota, Metazoa, Arthropoda, Insecta, Coleoptera, Chrysomelidae. The transcript has 5 exons. The record is from RefSeq and is a predicted model, not a curated record.
UAUUAAAUAAAUUAUAUCGUUAACACACUAUCAAGACAAGAACAAAACAAAGUUAUUUCGUAGUUUAUCCUUGAGAUUAGAGUGAGUGAGACAAUAUAUUUAGUAGGAAUGAAACAAAAUUUCCGAUUUGGGGAAAGCCGGCUCUGUAGUGCUCUGUGUGUGUUACAAACGGUACUCAUAUCUGUUACGUACGCGAUGUCUACCAAUACAGAUAUUAAGACGUUCUUUCCACAAAUAAAUGGAAAUUUUAGUCUUGUAACUUGGGCACAUGCAGUUAAUGAUAAGGAAUACCUUAAAAAGGUGCUUAACAAUGAUAAAAUAAUGAUGAUAGAAGCAGAUAUCGUUAUUGGAAAACUCAGUAACCAAGAAGACAAUAUUCCAAUUAUGGCUCAUCCACCCAACAAAACAUCUGACUUAAGUUUGCAAGAUUUUUUAGACCAAAUAAGCGACUUCAAUGAACAAGCAGGCAUUAACAACAGGCAAGGAAAAGGGGUAAAACUGGAUUUCAAGGAAACUGUGGCAUUUACUAGUAGUAUUGAAAUUCUUAAAAGACUAAAAAAAAGACACUAUCCAUUAUGGCUCAACGCUGAUAUUCUAGCUGGCUAUUUUGGAACAGCAAACAAAACUGAACCAGUAGAUGCUAAAACGUUUUUGGCAUAUGCAAAUAAUGUUGAACAAGUAACAUUGUCUUUGGGUUGGACCACUUGUAAAUGUGUUCCAGAUCAAACGUAUGGAAAUAUACAAAUUCAAGAAAUGAUAGACACUAUUCAUAGUAAUAAUGUAAUCAAUACUAUUACCUUUGCCGUCAGAGCUUGUUUAAUAGCCAACACAAAUAGAGACAAGAUGAAAGAGCUGUUAGAUUCAACUAAAAAUAAUAAUUCUAGUUUUACUAUUUGGUCACAUCACCAGGACGAAGUUAACAUUGACAGUUUGAAGAAAGUUAUUGCUCAAUUUGGAGUUGAAUCAAUGUUCUUUGACGUACCUCAAGAAUUGCGAGAACAGUUAGAUUUGAAUACAUAAAAUAAAUUGUUAAUACUGAUUUAAUGAUGUUAAUAUAACAAUUUGUACACCCUGACAUAAAA